Bubalus bubalis (water buffalo) is the source of this 893-nucleotide messenger RNA. RefSeq names its product antimicrobial peptide NK-lysin-like. Gene Ontology annotation, biological process: killing of cells of another organism; antimicrobial humoral immune response mediated by antimicrobial peptide; defense response to bacterium. Gene Ontology annotation, cellular component: cytolytic granule. The coding region runs from base 304 to 741 and encodes 145 amino acids. The transcript has 5 exons. NCBI's taxonomy places the organism in Eukaryota, Metazoa, Chordata, Mammalia, Artiodactyla, Bovidae. The record is from RefSeq and is a predicted model, not a curated record.
CCCCUCGGUAGUGGGGACUUCUCUUCCCGUUACCACAUCAGGGCAGGGUGGGCAUCAUGGCGGCCAAUGCUCUCCAUCAACACCCGGCUCAGCUCAGAAAGUUCUAGUGCUGGGCAGGGUGGGUGGAGAGGGGUGUGUGGAAGCUCUGAGGUACACUCCUCCUCCCACUUCUCCACAGACCAGUACUGGUGUUUGUGGUAAACUCAGAAACACGGGAGGUGGCCAAAAAGAGGAAGAGGACCCUGCCAGGUUCCCAGCCUCUAUAAAACAGGCUGUGGAGAGAGCCUGGGCAGCUGCCUCAAAAUGACCUCCUGGGUUGUCCUGCUCAUCGCCUCGGUGCUCCUGGUCUCCCCAGGGCUGGCCUUUUCCGGUCUGACUCCUGAGAGCCAUGACCAGGCGACGGCCCAUCUGUGUGAUGGAGACGAGUUGUGCCAGGGCCUGGCCCCGGAGGAUCCCCAGGGUGACCUGGUGCUCCAAAGAGAGGAGCUGAACCAAUUCUGUGGUCCGUGUCAGAAGAUAAUGCAGAUGUUGAAGUACAUGGUGGGAAAUAGGCCCAGCAAGAAUGUCAUCAUCCAUGUGACCUCCAAGGUGUGCAGCAAGAUGGGGCUGUGGAGCAUCCUUUGCAAGCAGAUGAUGAAGAACUAUCUCCAUCGCAUCUCUAAGGACAUCAUGGCUAGGAAGACGCCUCAGGCCAUCUGUGUGGACAUCAAGUUGUGCAAGCUCAAGGCAGGUCUCAUCUGAGCCCCCGGAUCCCCCAACCCCACCUUGGGGAAGAAGCACAGAAACUCAAGCAUCCUUGAUCAGCUCCUUCCUUCCUGAAUCCAGGAGUCUUCCCUCUAGUUUCUCUCAUCUAACUCCUUCCACUGCCUUCCCCGCUCAGGAGAAUAAAAUAU